AAAUCGCAUAAUCAAAACAAACCAAUUUCUAAUGGGAUGAUCUCAUAGUGAUAAAUCGAAGCAAAACAUUGUGGAAAAAUCGAUCAGUCUAGACGGAAUCCAGGCAAGUGUUCGCAUUGUUUAUCGCAGAGUGGCUUCCAUCAAUCGUUUUCGCACGAAAUUUAAUGAGUUCACUAAAAUAUUGGAUACUACUAGCGGUUCGAUUAUUCACGCACUUUUUCAUUUGACAAUUCAAUCGCAUCGGUCAGCUUAGCUUGGAAAGUGCAUCUGCCAGCAGCAGCAGUAGCAACAUAAGAAAUCGCAGUUCUACCAUCGACAGUUGUUGCUCCAGUCGUAGUUGUAACGUGAACGACUCGCAUCAAGCCUUGGUGCAGGUUUAUUGCUGUAGCGGAAAUAGUGGUAUAGUACCGGUUCAGCGACAGGAACCGAAAAUGCUAGAUCUUGAUAAUAGACCGAUUCCGGACCAGAUCGGAUAUCUGAUAAUGUCGGAAGAUGGUGCGGUUCUUGCUUCUGGUGGGGAGAUGGAGAACGAUGAGAGAAGUGCUGGAAUUAUUAGUGGACUUUUGACGCUUACGGAAAGUGUUGAUCCGGCCGUAUUCAAGAAACGAUCGUGCAAAAAGAUAUCAAUUGCCUACGAGGAACACAGCUAUACGAUAUGCCUUUCGAACAAGAAAGUGUACGUAGUUAAGCGGCGGAACGGUUCGAGUGUGGCCGGAGGGGCAGGUGAUGCAGCAGAAGGUAGAACCAUUUUUGCCUAAAGCAAUGCCUAUGUGCGAUUAUUCGAGCGAAUAAAUUUUUUGUAAACUCAA
Molecule: messenger RNA, 809 nt
Organism: Topomyia yanbarensis
Lineage: Eukaryota; Metazoa; Arthropoda; Insecta; Diptera; Culicidae
Gene: Lamtor4
Product: ragulator complex protein LAMTOR4 homolog
Exons: 2
Coding region: 432-758 (108 amino acids)
Biological process (GO): positive regulation of TOR signaling; cellular response to amino acid stimulus
Cellular component (GO): Ragulator complex; lysosome
Molecular function (GO): guanyl-nucleotide exchange factor activity
Source: RefSeq, a predicted model, not a curated record